AUGCCUGAUUACGAGACCUACGAUCUGGGGGACUUUGGCCUGCAGAACGGCGAGACACUGCCUGGUGCCUUCAUAGCCUACAAGACAUUUGGGGAGCCCUCCCUGCCUGCUGUUCUCUAUCCGUCAUGGUAUUCUGGCUCAAUCGGUGACAACGAAUGGCUUAUCGGAGAGGACAAAACACUCAAUCCAUCCAAAUACUUCAUUAUCAUAACGGCUUUGUUCGGCAAUGGCCAGUCCAUCUCACCUUCUAAUUCAUCCAACAGCCCUUUUCCUCACAUCGCAUUCUAUGAUAACGUUCGUGCUCAGCAUCAGCUACUGACACAAAAGCUCGGUAUCAAACAUCUUCGAGCUGUGACAGGAUGGUCUAUGGGCGCAGGGCAGAGCUUUCAAUGGGCCACACAAUACCCUGAUUUUAUGGAUAUCUGCGUCCCUUUUUGUGGCUCAGCAAAGACGUCGCUGCAUAAUCAGGUCUUUCUGGAGGGCGUCAAAUCUGCCCUCAUCGCCGCUAAAGGCUUAUCUAGCGCAGGAUCUGGAAAGGGACGCAUCGAAGCAAAAGGUCAAGAAGUCAGAACCUGGACCGACGAAGAGCGCACCGUGGGACUUAAAGCCUUUGCUCGAAACUAUGCUGGAUGGGGCUUCUCCCAGGCAUUUUAUCGUGGAAAAUUGCACGAAAAGUUCUAUAAUGCCAACAACCUGGAGGACUUCAUGGUCAAUUUCUGGGAAGCCUGGGCUCUGUCAAAGGAUCCAGAGAAUCUGCUAGUAAUGCUACAGACGUGGCAGUCGGGAGAUGUCAGCCAGCAGGAACCGUACAAUGGUGAUUUUGAGAGGGCGAUGGCAGCAAUCAAGGCCAAAACACUGGUGCUCCCCAGUAAGACAGAUCUUUACUUCCCACCCGAGGAUUCUGAGUAUGAGGUGAAAUGCAUGAACCAAGACGUUGGCACUCUUGAUAUCUUCCCCUCAAUCUGGGGACAUUGGGCAGGAGGGCCACCAGGCAAUAUGGAAGAUGUCAAGUGGCUCGAUGAGAGACUGGCUAAGAUUUUCAGAGACACUCCAACUGCAUAG
Messenger RNA from Lithohypha guttulata, 1062 nucleotides. RefSeq lists its product as uncharacterized. The record is from RefSeq and is a predicted model, not a curated record. The transcript is spliced from 4 exons. Bases 1 to 1062 code for a protein of 353 amino acids. Gene Ontology annotation, biological process: biosynthetic process. Gene Ontology annotation, molecular function: acyltransferase activity, transferring groups other than amino-acyl groups. NCBI's taxonomy places the organism in Eukaryota, Fungi, Ascomycota, Eurotiomycetes, Chaetothyriales, Trichomeriaceae.